UGAACAAAAAUGCUGAUUGGACGUUUAACCCACACGAAGUAUUAAAUAGCGCAGAUUUCUCUGUCAAUCGAGUAACGGACUGGAGUCCGAACCAUUGUUUUCAAGAGGAGUUCUUUUGUCGUGCAGUCGCUGACGGCCGCUGCACUUCCUGAAGAAGCUGGGGGGUUUAGCUUCUACCUGAGAUGUGGCUCUCCGUGGGGACCCGCCUCUGCCAAUCACAGGUAAGAGGACCAGUGACGUCACGACCUCAGGACAACAGCGGAGGUGGUUUUACCUGCGUCCGAGGCGGGGAGAGGAACAUCUUCUCUUCGACGGACCAGCCCCCUCAUUUAACGUGGUCCCGGCAUCAGAGAAACAAAAGUUGUAGUUCUUUGGUACCCGUGAAGGAUGGAAAGUGUCUCGGAGUGAUCGACGCGGAAAGUUUCAGUCACAACAUUGAUGUCUGACGAACGUAUUUAUCCGCUUUGUCGCCUUCAAUUGUCUCCCAAAGUCGCGAACGCCUGGCUCGUGUAGAAACGUGUGAAUUUCAGCUUCUCGGGAUAAAUCACACGGCGUCAGACCGAAACUGAUUUGUCGGCGGGGAAAUAUUUCGUUGUAUUACAGCGAAUAUCAGAGGAGUAAGGCAUCGAUGUGACUCCGUACGCUUUCUGAAGACGUAUCUCACGUAACGGAGAACUAUCUCACUCACAGUCUCGCUCGCACAGCGCCGUUAUCUCGGUCAGACCGACACUUCGUCGUCAGUCACAGACGUUCCGUCGCACAUCGCGGGUUCGGAGUGGCUUUCAUUGUUGCGAGUGGGGUUAAACAAUGGAAGGACGAAGUAGGGGAAACUAACUCGUGCUUUGAUCGGUUUCGACGACAGUGACGGAAGUCGGCGUCUUGUGUUUCUUCGCGAUCGGCGUAGUGUGUUACCGUCGGCACAAAACCGAGGCGAAGGAUUUGCGUGUGUCGCCAUGGGAUGUACAAGACGACAAUGUGCAACGUCAUGAAACUAACAAAAGCUCCAGGGUGCUGCAUCCAGGCAACGGCGUAGAACGGACAAAGGAGUGACGAAGUGGCGAUGUAAAGACGGGGACCGUGUCAGGCGAUGAGGACGAGGGUGUUUGUGUGGAUCGCGGUCGUGUUCUUGGCCACGAUGCGCGUGGCGUCGGGGUGUGGGCCAGGCAGAGGGGCGGGCCGACGCCGUGGGCCCCGCAAACUGACCCCGCUCGUCUUCAAACAGCACGUGCCCAACGUGUCGGAGAACACGCUGCCGGCGAGCGGACUCACCGAGGGACGGAUUACUCGCGAGGACCCGCGCUUCAGGGACCUCGUGCCCAACUACAACACGGACAUCGUAUUCAGGGACGAAGAGGGCACCGGAGCGGACCGCCUCAUGACACAGAGAUGCAAAGAGAAAUUGAACACGCUGGCAAUCUCGGUGAUGAACCAGUGGCCCGGCGUUAAGCUUAGGGUCACGGAGGGGUGGGACGAGGAGGACACCCACUCGUCCGACUCCCUUCACUACGAGGGACGAGCUGUGGACGUCACGACGUCCGACAGAGACCGCUCCAAGUACGGCAUGUUGGCACGCCUGGCGGUGGAGGCGGGAUUCGACUGGGUGUACUACGAGUCCAGAGCCCACAUCCACUGUUCUGUGAAGUCAGAAUCUUCGCAGGCUGCCAAGACGGGUGGCUGCUUCACGGCAGAAACUACGGUGCAGACAUCUCGUGGCACUCUCUUGAGACUAGAGGAGCUGAGGGUUGGCGAACGCAUCCUUGCGCUCGACACGACGACAGGCAGCUUCAAGUACAGCGAGGUGAUUCUGUUCCUGGACCGCGACCCCGAGCAGCGACGCGAGUUCCUGCGUCUGCGCACUGCAUCGGGGCGAACUCUAACGGUCACACCCUCGCACCUGCUUAUGGUGGCUAGCAAUACUAGUGACACCUACCGAGUACAGGCGGUAUUUGCUGACCGAGUAAAAGUCGGGGAUCGAGUCUUGAUUCACAAUCGACUGCAACCUGAAAUCGAUACUGUGAUAUCGACAGAGGCGAUACUGAAACGAGGUGUGUACGCGCCGCUUACGAGAGAAGGGACGGUUGUUGUAGACGGCAUUGUGGCAUCGUGUUAUGCCGUAGUGGACAGCCAGUCGAUUGCACAUUGGUCCUAUGCGCCCUUCAGACUUUACAAGAGUUUUUUGAGUCUGAUUAGCAAAAACGUGUCGUCAGCGAGGUCCGUCAGUCAGGCACCAAUAGGCGUGCAUUGGUAUGCCAACAUUCUGUACACAGUAGCUCAGUACAUCCUGCCAAACAGAAUGCUUCACAGCUUUAUAGUUUAACUACUGAGCAGGAAGACACGUCAUUCUCAAAUGUCUGUCACUAGCUAAUCUUCUUAACAGGACUACAUCUGUUAUUUUCCAUGUGGCUCAGUACUUCAGGUAUGUAGAACAUAUUUAGGCGUGGAACUGAUUGUCUGUUACAGAAUGCUUUCUUUCGUCAUAAUCACAUUCAUGAAGUUACUACAUGUAUGCCCUUAUGAGUUGGGAGCUCCACACUGUGUGUACAAGUGGGUUUGUUCUGCACACAUACAUACAGACAUUUGAGAUUUGGCAUACACUACUGAUGUGCCAAAAUAUCUGCUUCUAGUUGUCAUAGAAAUGCUGUUACUGUAAGUUGACAGACUGUGAUAAUAUUAUAAUCGUAUAUGCUGGUUCUCCAGGUGUCUGAAAGUUAAGAGGGAAAAAAAGGUUGGAUCUGAAGCUGUCAGGCAUGAAGACGUUCAUGUAAAUAAUGCGAGUGUAGAAUGUUUAUACACAGGCCUUAUACAAAGCAUGAUUGGUUAUGAAGGAGAACAGCUCUGAAUCAACCUGGGAAGUGCCAUGUUCUUUAUACACUUAAGUGAUGCCAACAUAUGGAAGCAAAUUUAUACGUUGUGAUUUAGUAACUUUUAUGUUUAACCGCAAUAUUCCAGGACAGUAUCCGGACAAAAUUAGUUACAGUGAAUAUGAGAAUGUAUGUUCUUUUCUUCUUUAAAGAAAGAUUAUUUCCCUGUAAUAAAGUGAAUAUUUUAGAAUGGAAAGAUGUCAUAAGUGAAGUAUAAACUGUAUUGAUAAAUAUGCAUACCAAUGAACUUACAACUAGGAUGCCAUAUAAUUUAUAAGAUCAACUUUGUGAUCAGUUCCUUCAACACAGUCCUGCACUCUUGCGUCAGUGACUACAACCAGAAAUUUGAUAAACAACAAUGUGCUGAGAGGGGUUGGACUGUAAGAAUCCCUCUGUCCUUCAGAUAACAAUGAGAGGAUAUCUCGGAAGUGGAUAGGGAAGUGUAUACAAAAUUAUGUAUAUAUAAUUUCUGCAAUAGGCUGCUACAUUUAUUACUCUUGUAAUUGUUGUAAAAAGAACAUGAAAUAAUUAUAGGACAACAAAACAUUGAGAUGUGUAGAAAAUUCUGAGUCUGUGACAGGCAUAAGCUAUAAUGAAAAUAUUUGUAUGUAAUAAUUUUAUAAUGAUGUAAAUAAUAACAUCCAAUCAAGAAACAA
This is a messenger RNA of Zootermopsis nevadensis, 3517 nucleotides long. RefSeq names its product hedgehog signaling protein (gene hh). Gene Ontology annotation, biological process: intein-mediated protein splicing; cell fate specification; regulation of gene expression. Gene Ontology annotation, molecular function: calcium ion binding; patched binding. Lineage: Eukaryota; Metazoa; Arthropoda; Insecta; Blattodea; Termopsidae. The record is from RefSeq and is a predicted model, not a curated record.